Molecule: messenger RNA, 1576 nt
Organism: Pelodiscus sinensis (Chinese soft-shelled turtle)
Lineage: Eukaryota; Metazoa; Chordata; Testudines; Trionychidae
Product: transmembrane protein 182-like
Cellular component (GO): membrane
Source: RefSeq, a predicted model, not a curated record
UUCAGUCGCCUUUUCAAACGUUGGACACUUAAGUGAUUUUCUUCUUUUCUGUGUUUCAAGUUUACUACCUAUUGUUGUUCCACCAUGAAGGCUGGAAUGCCAGCCUUUUUAGCAGGAAUUCUUGGUGCCAUUGGUGUUCUACUGUUUCUCAUAGCUUUUGGGACAGAUUAUUGGCUACUAGCAACAGAGACAUGUGAAAUCUUUGAACCUGAAAAUAAAACUCUUCACACCACAGAGGAUGAGGUUUUAAGAGAGUUCAGGAAAGAAAUCCUUACGUUUCACCAUGAAGGUUUCUUUUGGAGAUGCUGGUUCUUUGGCGAGGAUUAUAAGGAGACCAUAUGGAAUUUCUGGUUUACUAGCCAAGCACAUCCCAAAUAUUGCAUGCAUGGCUACCUGUUUCCUAUGCCCAUUGCUCUUGGACCUUCCCCACAUCCUUCUUAUGAUGCAACUGCAGUGUACAGAGGUUUCUGGACUGCAUUCAUCAUACUAGCUGUCGCUGCCAGUCUGGUGGGGGGAUUCCUGUUGGUGUGUGGUGCGCCCUUUUUCAAUGCUAGAUUCUAUAAAGUGGGAGGUGGAUUCCUCAUCAUAUCUGGAGGCUUAUUUUUCCUGCUCAUAUUUCUCUUUGUGAUGUGGAAGGAGUUUGCAGCUGAUCUCCAAAAAUACAUACUUCUGGAAAGAAGUGAAAAAUGUAUGGUAGAUGUCCCUGUAACUGUGUACUAUGGAUGGUCUUUUAUGUUUGCUGCAGCUGGAGUGCCUUUGGUUUUACUUUCUGGACUUCUCUUUUAUCUUAUUGGCCGAAGCAUUCUGCAGGCAAUGGAAUAAACAAGCUGUGUGGCUGAGCAUCCCUCUGAAUAGAUCUUUGAAACCACCUGAAAGCGAGGACAUAACUGUUCUGGGGACUAGACAAUUUUUGUAGCUUAGGUGCAUGGUCAAAUGAUGAUUAGGAACACUGGAAAUAUAAAACCAGUCAUUUCAGAUAGAGAUGAUUUUGAACCAAAACCCCACUGCCAAAAUAUCCAAAUUUAGCUGUUCAGAUGUGCAUGUGGACUUAAUAUCUUUUCUAUCCUUACCACGGGAAAGACCAAAGGUCCAAAUACAAACAUGCAGACCUAUAAAAACAUAAAUGUUCAGAUUCAAACCCAAAGUUUGCAGUGAUGGUUCAAUUCUCGCUUAAAAGUCAAUAUAAUACUCUUCAUUUUGUAAUAGACUGAGUACAUCUAAAAACUGGCUGUGGGCUGCAAUGUUUAUUCAGAGAGAUAGGGAUGUUAUGUUGAAAUUUCUAGCACCUCAUUUCUUGUUAAAUGUAAUAAAAUCUGGCUGCAAUGAUAUAUUCUGUAAUGUCUAUUUGUGAAAAUCAAUUAGGAUGAUAUUUGAGCAUGCAAGCGCUCAUUAACAUUAAAGAACAACUAAAAUAAAGCUUUCAAAUACAACAGGAAAAUGAUGUAUCAGGAGGUACAAGAUCUUUUUGGCUCUUUUAGGGUCCCAAACCUGCAAAUACAAAUGCAUAUACUGAACUUUAAACAUGUGAACUGUUACAUCUGUUACAUGCAUAAUAAAUCAUAUGAUUGCUAUCAUU